CACGGGAUUGGCCGGGGGAGCGCCGCGGCUCCGCCCGCCGCGCGCUCACGUGAUCGGUGCGGCGCGGGCCCGUGCGGGUGGGGUGCGGGCGCGGCGGCCCUGCUGCGCCUCGGCAUGGGCUGCUGCUACAGCAGCGAGGCCUCGGCCUCCGACCAGGAAGAAGAGACGAAGCGGCUGCUGGAACCGGCGUCCAGCCCUCCCAACAAGGUGCUGAAUGGAGCAGAGCAGAGCUACCACAACCUCCCAUCAGCGCGCACAGAUGAGCAGGCCAUGCUGUCCUCCAUCCUCGCCAAAACGGCCAUCAACAUCAUCGACGUGUCAGCAGCUGAUUCCCAGGGCAUGGAGCAGCACGAGUACAUGGACAGAGCCAGGCAGUACAGCACGCGCCUGGCCAUGCUGAGCAACAACCUGACGCACUGGAAGAAGCUCCCGCUGCUGCCGUCUCUGACCAACCAACCGCACCAAGUACUCGCCAGUGACCCCGUCCCCUUUGCAGACCUGCAGCAGGUGUCCCGGAUAGCUGCCUACGCCUUCAGCGCACUCUCACAGAUCCGCGUUGACGCCAAAGAAGAACUGGUUGUACAGUUUGGCAUCCCCUGAGCCCACCCCACAGCACCACAGCUUCACCGAUUUUUGGGUUGCUUUUUGUUUUUUCCCCUUCCUUGUCUUUUUUGUUUGUUUCUUUUCCUUUCUCCUCUCCUUCCCUCCCUCCCCAUGGCACCACAACAGAACUUGUACAGACACCCGAUUUCCUACUAUUCACCAAGAUGCCCAUUGCCGGCAUGUCAGCCCUGCAGCGGUACCUGCUGGUGCUGCUCAGAGGCUUUCUCCUCCUCUUCCUCAUGGGUGGGUGUGUGUGGGGAGGGGGCUGCAUUUUGCCAGACGCCACAUUGCACAGGGAUGACCACAAAGGGAAUGCCAACGCGGGGGCACCCCGGCACGGGUCAGCACCAUGUGCCGCAUCGCUGAGAAGGGUGGGCAGGAACCAAGGGGUGCCAGAGUCAGGCUGCUGCAGAUAUGACUCUCUGCGUGGGACUUAGUGGUGUCUGACACCCUUUCUACUCAUUUUUACAUGUUUGGACCUUUAUUUUGGUUUUUUUUAAUUAUUAUUUUUGGCCACAGUAGAUAAAAUCAUGUUUAUCCAG
Falco peregrinus (peregrine falcon) is the source of this 1145-nucleotide messenger RNA. It is a transcript of the gene LAMTOR1, whose product is annotated as late endosomal/lysosomal adaptor, MAPK and MTOR activator 1. Lineage: Eukaryota; Metazoa; Chordata; Aves; Falconiformes; Falconidae. Gene Ontology annotation, molecular function: molecular adaptor activity; guanyl-nucleotide exchange factor activity. The transcript has 5 exons. Gene Ontology annotation, cellular component: Ragulator complex; late endosome membrane; membrane raft. The coding region runs from base 115 to 600 and encodes 161 amino acids. Gene Ontology annotation, biological process: cholesterol homeostasis; positive regulation of TOR signaling; endosomal transport. The record is from RefSeq and is a predicted model, not a curated record.